Messenger RNA from Acanthocheilonema viteae, 1818 nucleotides. Lineage: Eukaryota; Metazoa; Nematoda; Chromadorea; Rhabditida; Onchocercidae. The record is from the annotation of a GenBank genome assembly.
CUGAUAGGUCCUCUAACAGGUGUAGUGGUUAGUAAAACCAGAAAAUCCGCAUUUGUUUGGACACCAUCCCUCGGAGAGGGAAUUUGUGAAAAUGAUGGGAAUUUGGUGAUUGGAGAAUGGAUUGAAUUCACGGCCAAUUUGUAUUUUGAAAGUCAUAUGCAUAUGAAUAUCAACUUUCGUAUUAUCGAAUGGACGAUGGCUGAUCCCAUCUUACGAUGUGUACCAUUAUUCAAUAAUCUAAUGCUUGUAUCGACUUUAUUCAUCUCUCACUGGCCGAUGAAUAAUUUAACUGUGGAUUGGAUAGGACCUAUUACAGAUCGAAAUCAUAUGCUGGAAAAAGCAGUAUCUAGUUUUGGAGUUGGGCGUAAGUAUGAAUUAAUGUUGAAGCGUUCAAAAAAAAGUUUGGAAGAACCGAUUGCUGCGUGGAAUGUACAUCAAGUCUUGGAUGGUGGAAGUCGAAGGAACGGUAUCGUUUGCUUUGUCAAUAUCCAGAAAUCGUUGGCAUUAGUUUAUAUUCAAGAUGCAAACUGUGGAACCGGUCGAAUGUUACGCGUUGAUUUAAAAAUAUUUGAAGCAGUUCCAGCACUUGGCGAUUGGUUCAGUUUCAAAAUAGAUGAAAAUAAUCAAUUCUGGACAGUGUUAAGUGCUAUGAAAUCCAAGAAAUUAUGCGCCUCAUAUAUAAUUGACUGUCAAUUAGAAGUUGAAACGGAAGUUAUAUUAACUGAUAAGAUCUCAACGAAAGGCCAUCGAGUAAUGUAUUCUGCUGUUCUGGGAGCGAUAGCAGAUGAUGCGAACAGACUGUCGAAUAUUAUUGUGGAUGCUUCACAAAAAUAUACUGUCUGGUGUACAGCAGUGCGAGAGAGAAUUGCAGGUGAUCCGUAUUGGAGGAUAACUAAAAUCCCCAUGAAGGACGGAGCUUUUAUUACAAAAUCAAAGCUUAAUACAAAGAUAGAACUAGUUGAUAAUGUUUCGUAUGUUGGUAUUGUCGUUAGUGAAUGCCGAACAGCUUAUUUCGUAUGGACAUUUUCACUGGAUGAAAUUAUAUGCUAUUACAAAGAUGGUCUACAUAUCGGUGAUUGGAUUCAAUUUUGGAUUAGAAGAAAAUAUGGAACACAUCAGAAUGGGAACUUUUUUUGUGUAAGCAAGUGGCAAAAAAUAGAUAGUCUUUAUCCUACACGUGAAAAAAAUAACACUGCUGUGGUUACAAUAGAAUUAAUGAUACCAAAAAAUUAUAAUAGUUGGCAACCACCAUCGCUACCAUUUUUUGGUGAAGUCCUCGAUAGGAAACGAUAUUUUGAAUCAAAUAUUGAUGAUAUACGUGGUCAUAUAAUCGAAAUGGAUAUAAAACAUAUCAGAACUGUGAAAAAUAAUCCAAAUUGGGACAUUGUUUUUGUUUUGCUAAAAGGGCCUUUGCAUGGACAAGAAGAAUCAAUUCAUACAAGAGCUGUAGAAAUGAAUGUCGAUCCUAAAAAGAUUGCUUCAACUAGCAAUGUAUCCGUUCAGAAUGCAAAUACGUUUUUCACUGGUGAUCCAUCAGAUCCUGUAAAUAAAUCAAACAUUGCUGAAUACAGCUGUUAUUCUGAUUUUAAGAGGAGAGAUUAUAAAAAUCAUUCUCCGACGACUUAUAACGAGAAGAAAAAGGAGCACCAUGAGGAUUACAACGGUAGAAAUGAUUCUCAAAAGGACAUUGCUGAGCUUGAUCCUGUUAUUUGUUCUAUGAAACUUUUAUUGAUGUCGAAAGAGGUACGGCAAGCAAUAAAAACGAACUGCAUAGAAGAAUACACAGCACUUCGCCAAUACUUUGAUCUCGUCUCGUAA